This is a messenger RNA of Wasmannia auropunctata (little fire ant), 815 nucleotides long. RefSeq names its product alpha-tocopherol transfer protein-like. NCBI's taxonomy places the organism in Eukaryota, Metazoa, Arthropoda, Insecta, Hymenoptera, Formicidae. Gene Ontology annotation, cellular component: membrane. Gene Ontology annotation, molecular function: phosphatidylinositol bisphosphate binding. The transcript has 2 exons. Bases 1 to 450 code for a protein of 149 amino acids. The record is from RefSeq and is a predicted model, not a curated record.
AUGAUGUUGAUAGAGCUAGCGAUGAGGAAUAACGCCAUAGCAUCUGUAUAUGGUUUCGCAGUAUUCGUUGACAUGGUCAAUCCAACAAUCCGUCACAUAGCUCAAUUUUCACCUCAUGUAUUAAUGAAUGCAGUACACAUGAGUCAGAGCUGCUAUCCUGUAAGAGUGAAAGCGAUAAAUUUUAUCAACGCGCCGAAAAUUGUCAGUGGCAUUGUUAAGAUUAUGAAAUCUUUUAUGACGGAAAAGAUGAAGAACAGAUUUCACGUCUAUCCACACAUGUUGCCGAGCUGUUUUAAGGAUGUUCCAGCAGAUAUUUUGCCAAUCGAGUAUGGCGGCACUGAUGGUACAAUUCAGGAAUUAGCUGAUUAUUGGAAGAAGUUGCUCGAAAAGAAUCGCAACUGGAUUAUGAGUGAUGAGAAUAACAAAAUCGAAUACAAUAAAUACCUGUAAUAUUUUAGAGCAGUGGAUUUAAAAUCGGUAACAAAUAUUUGCUCUUAAAACAUGGUUGAAUGUAUUUAUUAUAAUAUUACCGUAAUAUUAACCAAAUUUUGUUUGUUGUAUAAAUUUUGGAGGAAAAAAUCAUCUUCCUUUCUCUGCAUAGAGUGAUUACAUCGAAGGCAUAAUACAAGAGAACAGAUAAAAUACAAAUUUUUAGAUAAUAGCGAGUUUAUGUUACUAAAUUAUAUAAAUAAACAAAAAAAUGUAUCUUUUUCCACUUCGUAUUAAAAAUAUAGUUUAUUUAGGGACCUUCCCUUUAUAUCUUCUAUUAUACAUUUUUGUGUAAAUAUUUUAAUAUAUGUAUUUUAAAUGUCCUA